Messenger RNA from Priceomyces carsonii, 507 nucleotides. RefSeq lists its product as uncharacterized. The transcript has a single exon. The coding region runs from base 1 to 507 and encodes 168 amino acids. The record is from RefSeq and is a predicted model, not a curated record. NCBI's taxonomy places the organism in Eukaryota, Fungi, Ascomycota, Pichiomycetes, Serinales, Debaryomycetaceae.
AUGGAUCGAUGGAGUCAAAAUCGUGAUAAUGGCAGAUCAUAUUAUGAUAUUCUAGGCGUAAGUCCUACGGCAGUGACUGAGGAAAUAAAGGUAGCAUAUAGAGAGAAGUUACUAUCGAUUCAUCCUGAUAAAUCAGGCAAACACGAUGAUCAAAAUCAAGUUGUAAUUGUAAAGGAAGCUCAUAGAGUUCUCCUGGAUACGAAACUGCGGCAGAUUUAUGAUAAAAACUUGGCUAGUUCAGUUAAGGGCCAGGGGUUCAUUCUUAGUGGUGACGGCUUAGAUUUAUAUAAUUUAAAUGAUUUUACCGUCGAAGAAAAUAACGAGAGCUUGAUAUGGUAUAAGGAUUGUCCUAGGUGCCAAAAACGAAGAGGAAUGAUGCUUUCUGAGAAUGACUUGCAAAUAAAUGGUACUGAAAAUGGAAUUGGUGGAUACCAGAUUGUGGUGCAAUGCGAUAGUUGCAGUCUUUGGAUUUCUGUAGAAUACUACGAGGAAAGUGAAUCAGAGUAA